Messenger RNA from Salvia hispanica, 1456 nucleotides. Its product is annotated as eukaryotic translation initiation factor 4B3. Lineage: Eukaryota; Viridiplantae; Streptophyta; Magnoliopsida; Lamiales; Lamiaceae. Gene Ontology annotation, molecular function: translation initiation factor activity; mRNA binding. The record is from RefSeq and is a predicted model, not a curated record.
UAGGCAAAAUCUCCACAAAACCUAUCACAAGACGCAGGAAAUAAAUCGGGGGGGGAGAGAGAGAGAAAUCGAGAAGCAGCAAUCAUGGCGGCUACGGUGAAGACAGCGUGGGCGAAGCCAGGCGCGUGGGCUCUGGACGCGGAGGAGAACGAGUCGGAGCUCCUCCAGCAGCAGGAGGAAACGGUGGCGGCGCCAAACGGCCACUCCGAGACGGCGGAUUUCCCGUCCCUGGCUGCGGCCAAGACUAAGAAGAAGAAGAAGCAGGUCCUCUCGCUCCAGGAAUUCUCGACCUACAGCGCUGCGAAGCCGGGACUGACGACGGACGAGCUGAUGGCUCUCCCGACGGGUCCGCGCGAGCGGACGGCGGAAGAGCUCGAUCGGAACAAGCUAGGAGGGGGAUUCAGAUCCUAUGGCGGCGGGAUGAGGGAUGAGCAGCCGCGGCGCCAGGGGAGUUUCAAUCGGGAGUCGAAUCGCGAAUUGGCGCCGUCUAGGGCUGAUGAGACUGAUAAUUGGGCGGCGGGUAAGAGGUCUUCUGCUGGUGGUGGGUUUGAGAGGAGAGAGAGGGGGGAAAGAGGGGGUUUCUUCACCGAUUCGCAAUCGCAAUCGCGAGCGGAUGAGGUUGAUAAUUGGGGGUCGAAUAAGAGUUUUGCUCCCUCUGAGCCUAGGAGAUAUGAGAGGAGGGGGGGAUUUGGAUUGGAAUCCAGCAACGGUGGAGCGGAUUCAGGUAGUUGGAUGAAGAGGAGAGAGGAGGAAGGGCCGAGGAUGGGAGGCGCCUUUGAUAGUUUGAGGGAGAGGAGGGGGGGUUCGGAUUCUGCGGAUUCGGAGAGCUGGGGUAGGAGACGAGAGGAGGUGAGUGCUGGCAGUAGGCCUAGAUUGAAUUUGCAGCCUAGAACACUGCCCGUGAUCGAGAUUACUGCUCCGGAGAAGCCUAAGGCUGAGAUUGCUUCUCCUGUUGCUGUUACCGCGAGGCCGGCAGGGAGCAAUCCGUUCGGCCAGGCGAGGCCAAGAGAGGAGGUGUUGAAGGAGAAGGGCCAAGAUUGGAAGGAGAUUGAGGAGAAGCUCGAGUCUACCAAGAUUAAGGAGGUUGUUUCUGAUGGACCGGAUCCUCCUAGGAAAAACUUUUGGAGUGGAAGAGAGAGGCGGCAGGAAAAUAAGACUGAGAGGGCAUGGAGAAAGCCAGAAUCUGCUGAUUCCCGCCCCGAGAGAGCCGAGGAGGCCGUAAACGGGCAUACUGAGAAAUCCGAAAAUGGACAUACUGAAGAGGCUGAAGGGGGAGAGGCACAGGCCUGAUGCUGAAGGCUUUGAGAAAACAAAAAAAAGGAGCAUUGAUGUGGCUUAAACAAUGCAUCUGCUGAGCUUGAUAGAUUUUUGUUUCAUGUAUUUUUUCUGUUAUCUGUUCUCAAUCUCCGCACAAUAUAUAGCAAAUUUUGGUAGAGAAUUAUGGGUAGUUUUAUCA